Messenger RNA from Erigeron canadensis, 1666 nucleotides. RefSeq names its product cytochrome P450 84A1-like. The transcript is spliced from 2 exons. NCBI's taxonomy places the organism in Eukaryota, Viridiplantae, Streptophyta, Magnoliopsida, Asterales, Asteraceae. The record is from RefSeq and is a predicted model, not a curated record. The coding region runs from base 42 to 1556 and encodes 504 amino acids. Gene Ontology annotation, molecular function: oxidoreductase activity, acting on paired donors, with incorporation or reduction of molecular oxygen; monooxygenase activity; heme binding. Gene Ontology annotation, biological process: lignin biosynthetic process.
GUUGCCACUUGAAUCAUAAGCAAUCAAGAUUUUCAAUAAUUAUGGAUUCUAUCCAAAUUCCCGUAGCAAUAAUAAUCUCUCUUUUAUCCAUAUUUUUUGUCACAUGGCUCCGGCGAAAACCUCUUCCACCGGGCCCAAUGGGCUGGCCCAUCAUUGGCAAUAUGCUGAUGAUGGACCAACUCACUCAUCGUGGGUUAGCUCGUUUGGCUGAAAAAUACGGUGGCAUUUUACAUCUUAAAAUGGGGUUUAGUCACACGAUUGCUGUGUCAUCUCCGGAAAUGGCCCGAGAAGUACUACAAGUACAGGAUCAUAUAUUUGCCAAUCGCCCGGCCACCAUCGCCAUUACUUACCUUACAUAUGACCGUGUGGAUAUGGCAUUUGCGGAUUAUGGCCCGUUCUGGAGGCAAAUGAGAAAGUUGUGUGUAAUGAAGUUAUUUAGUCGCAGACGGGCUGAAUCUUGGGAUUCAGUCCGUGAUGAGGUGGAUUCCAUGGUAAAAUCCACCGUGGUUAACUCGGGUUUACCAGUUAACCUAGGUGAGCUUGUAUUUGGGCUCACCCAUGAUAUUAUCUAUCGGGCUGCAUUCGGGUCAAUUUCUAAAGAUGGUAAAGAGGAGUUCAUUAGAAUCCUACAAGAAUACACUAAGUUAUUUGGUGCCUUUAACUUGGCCGAUUUUAUUCCAUGGCUCGGGUUUAUUGACCCGGCUGGAUUGAAUACUCGUUUACCUGCUGCCCGGGCAUCGUUAGAUGGUUUCAUUGAUAAAAUCGUAGAUGACCAUAUAAAGAAGGGGAAGAAGACCGACGACGAGAACGUAGAAAACGAUAUGGUUGAUGAGAUGUUAGCUUUCUAUAGCGAAGCAGGAAAAGCCAAUGAAACUGAUGAUUUGCAGAACACCAUUAAGCUGACUCGAGAUAAUAUCAAAGCCAUAAUUAUGGAUGUAAUGUUUGGUGGAACCGAGACCGUGGCGUCGGCUAUAGAAUGGGCGAUGGCGGAACUAAUGCAUACACCGGAAGCCCUGAAGCGUGUGCAACAAGAGAUGGCUAACGUUAUUGGUCUUGACCGUCGAGUCGAGGAGUCUGACUUAGAGAAACUAACCUAUUUCAAGUGUGUCAUAAAAGAGACACUUCGGAUGCACCCUCCUAUCCCGGUUGCCUUACACAAAUCGUCAGAGGCUACAGAGGUAGCCGGUUACCAUAUUCCUAAAGGGUCGCGUCUCAUGAUCAAUGUGUACGCUAUCAAUCGUGACAAAAACGCUUGGAAAGAUCCCGAUACUUUCAACCCAUCACGCUUUUUACAAAAUGGGGCUCCGGAUUUUAAAGGAAGCAACUAUGAAUUUUUGCCCUUUGGUUCGGGUCGUAGGUCAUGUCCAGGUAUGCAACUAGGAUUGUACGCGAUGGAGAUGGCCGUGGCGCACCUCCUUCAUAGUUUUACAUGGGAGUUGCCUGAUGGUAUGAAGCCAAGUGAACUCGAUAUGGAAGACAUUUUUGGCCUCACCGCACCAAAGGCAAAACGACUUGUAGCAGUGCCAACUCCACGAUUAUUGUGCCCGUUGUAUUAACAUCGACAAUAAUGAUGUUGAUUAUGUAAUUUAGUUACUUUUUGUCGCAUUUUGUGAUUUUAUUUUAUACUCCAGAUUUUCCAAUAAUAUAUAGUUUUUGAUCUUAAAAA